AUGUCGCAACAAUAUUAUCAUAUGCCAGAUCCAAUAAAUUACGCUCCCCCUCCAACCUCACCUAAUUCGACCCAUCCAUACACGCAUACUAGUCCAGGAAAUUAUUAUAUGCCAGAUCCAAUAUAUUAUACUCCCCCUCCAACCUCAUCUAAUUCGAUCCAUCCAUACACGCAUACUAGUCCAGAAAAAACCUCAACUUACUACAAUGAUAAUGAAAGACCACCAUCAUAUGAACCCCAAUAUACAUCUUACGUGCCACCACAAAGUGGUUAUCCCCCACCUCCCAGUUUCGAGCAAGCUACGAACAGUAGUAGUGAUGGCACUGAUAUGAAAUUUAAUACAAAGCCCAAACCUCAAGACUUAUGGGCUGUGGUUUUAUUUCUGUUAGAUUUUCUGGCAUUCGUCGUUGUAUCUGCGAUCUCUCUAAGAGAUUACGAGAUCAUACAACGUCAAAGUCGUACGCCUGUCGAAAGCAUAACUUUGAAUUGGAGUACUAUUUGGCUUUUAGCGUUUUGUGUUGGAAUCGGAUUCGUGCUAAGUGCAGGCUAUUUGAUAUUAGCACAUAAAUACUACUGGGUGUCUCAAGUUAUCCAAACUUUUAUUCAUGUUACAACUUCUGGCGUAUUUGCUUCCUAUUACUUCCUUGAAGGAACACCUCAAAGUGUUCCACCUUCACCUACCUUGAAUAGUGCAAAAAGGGCAGCGACCACUAGCUUUGGGAGUAUUUGCUUUGGAAGUUUAUUAGUUGCCAUACUACAAGUUAUUCGUGAACUUUUGAGAUCUCUAGCUCAAGACACUGAUAAUCCCUUUGGCGCGUUUUGCGCUGCUUGUGCAGCUGCAUUAGUUGGAUAUAUCGAUUCAUUGUUAGAAUAUUUCAAUUUUUACGCGUAUACACAAGUAGCAAUUUAUGGAAAGUCAUUCUGUGAUGCGGAUACUUGGACUAUGAUUAAAGAUCGUGGUGUUGAGGCCAUUAUUAACGAUAACCUUAUAGGCACCGUGAUUAUGAUGGGUUCAUUUCUGGUUGGAAUGAUCACCGCUCUAUUUGGAUAUCUUUACACGAUCAUCUUUCAUCCCAGGUUCAAUGCUGAUGGAGGAUUCACUCCAUUAUUAGUGUUUCUGGCAUUCAUUAUUGGAUUCCAAAUGCUAUCAAUUAUAGGAUCUGUAAUUUUUAGUGGAGCCGCUACAACAUUCGUUUGUUUAGCCGAAAAUCCGGAUGCGUUGGCUAGAACCAAACCAGAUUUAUAUAAUGAGAUCAUCGGGACCUAUCCUGCUUUUGCUCAAGGAAUUCGAGCAUAA
Dentiscutata heterogama is the source of this 1296-nucleotide messenger RNA. The record is from the annotation of a GenBank genome assembly. NCBI's taxonomy places the organism in Eukaryota, Fungi, Glomeromycota, Glomeromycetes, Diversisporales, Gigasporaceae.